Mandrillus leucophaeus (drill) is the source of this 1269-nucleotide messenger RNA. RefSeq names its product short chain dehydrogenase/reductase family 42E, member 2 (gene SDR42E2). The coding region runs from base 1 to 1269 and encodes 422 amino acids. Lineage: Eukaryota; Metazoa; Chordata; Mammalia; Primates; Cercopithecidae. The transcript is spliced from 12 exons. Gene Ontology annotation, biological process: steroid biosynthetic process. The record is from RefSeq and is a predicted model, not a curated record. Gene Ontology annotation, molecular function: 3-beta-hydroxy-Delta5-steroid dehydrogenase (NAD+) activity.
AUGAAGUCCAACCCCCUAGGCUCCUCCCCAGAGGCCUGCAAAGCUGCAGGCCAGGCGCCGCAGCAGAAGACUCAAGCCAAACCCACAAAGGUUGCCAGGCAGAAGGUUCUGGUGACUGGAGGAGGAGGCUACCUGGGCUUUAGCCUGGGAUCCCACCUGGCCAAGAGUGGCACUCCUGUCAUUCUGCUUGAUCGCUGCAGACCCCAGUGGGAACUGUGCCCAGAAACCGAGUUCAUCCAGGCUGACGUCCGAGAUGAAGAAGCCCUGUACCGUGCCUUCAAAGGGGUGGACUGUGUCUUCCACAUGGCUUCCUAUGGACUGUCUGGGGCUGAGAAGCUGCAGAAAGAGCAGAUUGAGUCUAUAAAUGUCGGAGGCACCAAACUAGUGAUUGAUGUCUGUGUUCGCCAGCGGGUUCCAAGGCUCAUCUAUACCAGCACUGUCAACGUUGCAUUUGGCGGGAAGCCCAUAGAGCAGGGUGAUGAGGACUCCGUGCCAUAUUUCCCAUUGGACGAGCACAUAGACCACUACUCCCGAACCAAAGCCAUCGCCGACCAAUUGACCCUCAUGGCCAAUGGGACGCCUCUCCCAGGAGGAGGCGCUCUUCGGACGUGUGUGCUCCGGCCUCCAGGGAUCUACGGCCCUGAAGAGCAGAGGCACCUGCCUCGUGUGGCGAGCCACAUCAAGAAGAGGCUGUUCAUGUUCCGAUUUGGGGACCGCAAGGCACGGAUGAACUGGGUCCACGUACACAAUCUGGUGCAGGCACAUGUGCUGGCAGCCGAGGCCCUCACCGCGGCCAAGGGCAACGUGGCUAGUGGGCAGGCGUACUACAUCAACGAUGGGGAGAGCGUCAACCUCUUUGAGUGGAUGGCCCCGCUGUUUGAGAAGCUGGGGUACAGCCAGCCCUGGAUCCAGGUGCCUACUUCCUGGGUUUACCUGACAGCGGCAGUGAUGGAGCGCCUGCACCUGGCCCUGAGACCCAUCUGCUGCCUCCCACCGCUGCUCACUCGGAGUGAGGUGCGCAGCGUGGCCGUGACGCACACCUUCCAGAUAGCCAAGGCCCGCGCCCAGCUUGGCUAUGCGCCCGACAAGUUCAGGUUCGCCGACGCCGUGGAGCUAUACGUGCAGUCCACGACACGGCGGCCCCGCGGCUCCACGGCGCGGACCCUCCUGCGACUGCUGCUCGGGCUGCUUCUGUUCCUCGGCUUGCUCGCCCUGGCCCUGCACUUCCUAGGCCUGCAGCCUCUGCAGGCCUCCGUGGAGCGCCUGUGA